GAUCCAGCGUGUGUGAGGCUCCGUGCUGCCUGAGUGUCCCUUUGUCCCUCCUCUCCGCACAGCCCCAAUGACAGCGGGGACCCCCGGACCCAUGCCAUCCUGAUCCCGGCCCCAGCAUGCCGGACACCGAGCCGGACAGGAGCAAGAAAGCCCAGCCAGAGGGUGAAAGGGCAGACCCGGCUGGCAGCCAGCAUGGCACGACUGGGGUCCUGGAUAAGCUUUUUGGAAAGCGCCUUCUGCAAGCUGGCCGGUAUAUCACAUCCCACAAAUCCUGGAUGAGGACAGUGCCCACCGAAAAUUGUGAUGUGGUUAUGACCUUCCCAGACACCACUGAUGACCAUACCCUGCUCUGGCUGCUGAAUCAUGUACGACUGGGAAUACCUGAGCUAAUAAUGCAAAUUCGCCAUCAUCGACAUACAAAAAUCUAUGCCUUCUUUGUCACAGCUACAUAUGAGAAUUUACUCCGCGGUGCGGAGGAGAUUGGACUUCGCAAGCCUGUAAAAGCAGAGUUUGGAGGUGGAACCCGUAUUUUCUCCUGUGACGAAGAUUACAUUUAUCAGAAUAUUGAAAAUGAGCUGAAUUUUUUCACAUCUCAGGAACGUCAGAGCAUCAUCAGGUACUGGAUGGAGAACCUCAGAGCUAAACAAGGAGAAUCUUUGCACAAUAUUAAUUUCCUGGAGGGCCAACCGAUCAUCCCAGAGCUCUCAGCCCGUGGAGUUAUCCAGCAGGUUUUUCCUGUGCAUGAACAGAGAAUAUUGAGCCGGCUCAUGAAGUCCUGGGUCCAGGCAGUGUGUGAAAGACAGCCCCUAGAUGAAAUUUGUGACUAUUUUGGGGUGAAGAUUGCCAUGUAUUUCUCAUGGCUUGGCUUCUAUACUUCAUCACUGGUUUAUCCAGCUAUCUUUGGCAUGAUGCUUUGGUUCUUCACUGAAUCAGACCAGACCAGCCGUGACCUAUGCUGCGUGGUCUUUGCACUCUUCAAUGUUGUUUGGGCUACUCUGUUUCUAGAAGGUUGGAAACGGAAAGGAGCAGAGCUUGCCUACAAGUGGGGGACUUUAGAUACCCCUGCAGAAUUCAUUGAGGAGCCACGACCGCAGUUCAGGGGUGUGAAAAGAAUUAGUCCUGUGACCAACUGUGAGGAGUUUUACUAUCCACCAUGGAAACGGCUCCUAUUCCAGUCCUGUGUCAGCCUGCCUGUCUGCAUGUCCUGUCUCUGCUUCGUCUUCAUUGUGAUGCUUGCUUGCUUUGAGCUGCAGGAGUUCGUCCUCAGUAUCAAAGAGCUCCCAAGGCUUGUGCGCUUCUUUCCCAAGAUCCUUUUGGCUGUUAUAGUUAGUUCCUGUGAUGAGGUGUACAGAAAGAUUGCAUACUGGUUAAAUGAUAUGGAGAAUUACCGUUUACAGAGUGCCUACGAAAAACAUCUAAUCAUCAAAAUUGUUUUAUUCCAGUUUGUAAAUUCCUACCUAAGUCUUUUCUACAUCGGUUUCUACCUCAAGGACAUGGAGCGACUUAAGGAGAUGCUGGCUACACUCCUGGUUAUACGUCAAUUCCUACAGAAUGUGAAGGAAGUUGCACAACCUCACUUAUACCAGAAAGUGCAGCAAGGAGAAAUGAAUCCACGAUCGAUUUUGCUCUUUGUUCGAUAUGCCAUUAGAAGGCUUGUGCAGAAAUAUGCACCAGUUCAGCGCCCUGCAAGGACACCUGGGGAUCCUCUAGAGCCUGGAUUUGGGAAUCGCAAAAAAUGCUUAAAUGGAGGUUGUGGUGUGCCAGAGGAGGAGGAAGGAGUCUUGGAAGAGGAGGAGUUAGAGGAAGAAAGUAUCAUGGAUUGUGGUCUAAAAUUGAAGAGGGUUAGCUUUUUGGAGGGAAAGCGCGUGGAAGAGAGCAUAUUGCCUCACCAGGAUGAUAUCAGCUUUUUACAGGAAGGGAGUCCUACACUUGUGGAGAAGGGCAGUGACCCAGCAUCAGUUUUCCAGUUGGGAGAUGAUGAAGAUGAUGAGAGAGAAAUAAGUGAGGAGAUGCAAGAUAUUGAGGAACAAGAAGAUGCUGUAAAGUUGAGGCCACAUAAGAGGCGAAAGAAAAGGCUAAAUGUUGAGCCAGAAUUGAGUAGGGAAGGUGAGGAAGAGGAUGAAGAAAGUUUAAGAAAGCAGAAAAGAGAUUCAUGGAUGGACCCUCCAGAAGACCAUUAUCCUACAAAGCUGACUCAAGCAGAGGUUGAAAGUUGUAUGAAGAAGUAUGAGGAUACCUUCCAGGAUUAUCAAGAAAUGUUUGUGCAGUUUGGCUAUGUGGUCCUCUUCUCGUCUUCUUUUCCCCUCGCUGCAGUAUGUGCCCUUGUUAAUAACAUCAUUGAAAUCCGCAGUGAUGCCUUCAAGCUGUGCAGCGGACUUCAGAGACCAUUCGGCCGUCGUGUGGAUGGUAUAGGACAGUGGCAAAAUGUGAUGGAAGCAAUGGGCGUCAUUGCCAUUAUCGUGAACUGUUACCUGAUUGGACAGUGCGGGCAGCUUCAGAGAUUAAUACCAUGGCUGGGUCCUGAAUCGGCCAUCAUAUUUAUUGUUGUACUGGAGCAUUUUGCAUUGCUUCUGAAGUAUAUAAUACAUGUGGUGAUUCCAGACAUCCCUGGAUGGGUGGCUGAAGAGAUGGCAAAGUUGGACUACCAAAGGAGGGAAGCAUUUAAGAAACAUGAACGUCAGGCCCAGCACCGGUAUCAGCAGCAACAGCGCAGGAAGCGGGAGGAAGAGGAGAGACAACGACACGCCGAUUAUCAUGCACGAAAAGAACGAGAGAGAGGGGGAGAGGAAGGAAGAUCUGGUCAGGACUCUCAAACACAUGAGAAGAACUCAAGUAAAUCUAAGCCAUGUGGUUCCCAAGGUGGGAGCGCUCAUGACAAACCGAAGAGGCCCAGCUCCCUGCUGGCCAGCAAUAAUGUGCUCAAACUCAAGCAAAUUAUUCCCCUGCAAAGCAAAUUCUUGUCAGGGACCAAUGCCAAAUCUCCACAAUCUCCUCCAGGGGGAGAUACCAAAAUACCUAGCUUCCUGAGUUUCAAGUUCUUAAAAUCUCCUGAAACUCGUAGAGAGGCAGCACCAGAAAGAGCUCAUUCUCCAACCAAACCUUUCCAUCCUGGGAAGCUGUUUAACUUUGGUAAAGGUGAAGGGCAAAUAGGAGGCAAUGGUUUGGGAGCACCUAUUUCUCUGCAGCCUCGUGGGGCAACAGCUGUAAUAGCCUCAUCCGAUGGGACAGUUCCUGGAAAGUCGCAGCUAAAUGGAGUUUCAGAAGACAUACCAGUGAAUGAUGCAGAUGACCAGGGGAGGGCACAAAAACAGUGAGCUCCUUUGACCUAAUGACUGCCUCCAUUCCUGUAACAAUAUAAGGGCAUGGAAGCACUACAAGAGGUGGAGGUGGGUUACUACUAGUGGGAAAUAUUUUCCCGCUGAGAAUGUCUUAAGUGCAUAUCAGAGAGAAUUCCAGUGGUCAGAGAUGCCAUCUUGCGUCAUGAGCUACAUUGGUGCAAUAUGCUAUAUACACAUGUACCACCUUGUUACUUGAAGGUGCUGCAUUGUAUAAUGAUGCUGAGUAUCGCUAUACACUUCCAGCCUUACUGGAUAAUGAACUUUCUUUACUGUGGUAUGAUGCAGAGUAUCCAUAUACACCUCCAAGAUUUUAAAUGAGCGGAUCUCAUAAUACAGACAUACUGCGCUGUACCAUGAUAAUGAUGAUGAUGAGUACCAUACACACAUUGAGUCUUCUCAUCAUAAUGAUGUCAUGGUGAACACAGUAACUUAAUAUAUCCAAUACAUAUCUGAGCCCAUAAUACUGAAAUUUCUGGGGUGUAUAAUGAUGCAGAGUAAAUCUUUACUAAUCAUUAUCUUGUGGUUUUCCUCCUGAUCAGAUACAGAUAGCAAAUCUGAACUAUGUUCUUGCUGCAUGGCAAUGGUUAGGGAAAGGAGAUGGCAGUAGAGGUAUUACAGCUGGUAAACUUUCCUCCAGUGCCUUAUUGCAGGCCAAUCUGACUGUGGAGAGGAUUCACCUUGUCUCUACAACAGUUCACUACUGACCAGCUCCUCUCCACACCUCUGUGUAAUAACUCUGCUGCCUUCUUCACUCCUGUUACUCAUUUGCUGAUCUAGAGGCCAUAUGUACGUUUCAAUAGAAAACCGACAACAAUGAAGCAAAUAAGAGAGGCAUCCUAAGUGUAUAUGUAAAGGUCUUGUCAAGUCACCAUAUGACAGUCAUAGGAUGGGUGAAUGAAAAGAACUACAGUAAUUGAAGGGGGUCCACGCUUCUGCACCCUCACAUUGCACUUUUUCCCCUGUGAUGGCUUUAGUUAUCCGACGCUUGUAUAACUCAUCUGGAGACAUUUACAAAACAGGAAGCAAUUCACUUUUUUAUGCUUGGCUUCCUGUUCUGUACUGGAACAAUGUUCUUGGUCUUUGCUCAUAACAGUCUGUCCCAUACUGUAUACCGAACAGUCUGACACUUUGUUAAAUUUAUCUUCCAAGGGUGGAAUAUUAUAGGCUCUGCAAGUAUCUGUAAUGCAGAAAAAGACAAGCUAUCCUCACUAUUGUCUAGCACAUACACAUUGGUGUGGCAUAAAGUUUUAUGUCUGUAUCUGACACGUAGUCUCAGAGUGCACCAUAGAUGAACAUUUUGGUCCUUCUAGUUAGCCUGUCCAUUGAAACAUUACGUUGCCAGAGACUGCAGGUACAUGGAUAUUGGAUGCAUAUUAAUCAUAAGCAGCAUUCAGUAAGUCAAAGCUGAAGCUACGUGCUUGUACCCUGCACACUUUUAUAUAUAGAGACCCUGUCGCCAUAUCCUUUGUUUUAUAGCACCAAGUGCAAAUGGAAUCCUGGCUGUGCAGGAAGCUUUCUAUCUAAUGUACUGCGCUCUACCAGGCUUUAUACAGCCAUUAAAGCAAUAAUGCUGUGAGUGGUGCUCCUGCUGGCAAAGGCAUAGCAUGUAGGCUGCAUUCCUAAGACAACAUCGAAUAAGUACACAGCUGGGAAGAACACCGAUAAUUAAUUCUAUUCGCCUCAAUGUUGUGCUACUGUGAGGUAUUUGUCAGUGGAUACUCCUAAAGAGAACCUGUCACACUGAAAGUGCAGUCUGACCUGACAGCAUUGUGUUCUAGGGCAGGAGGAUCUGAGCAGAUUAAUAUAUAGUUUUAUAGGAAAGGAUUUAUGUAUAAUGUGUAACGUUGAAAUAAAUUCCUGCUUAUUCUUGAGUCCAGUGGGUGGUCCAAAUAAGACAUUGGCAGCCAUCCCUGUAUGAGUGUGCAUACAAAAACAACUGUCACACACUAGGACCACCCACUGGACUCCUAAACACAGGAUAAGCAGUGAUUCAGAUCAAUAAUUUAUCAUUUAUACUAAGUCCUUUUCUACAAUACUAUAUAUCAGUUCAGCACCUCCAGCUGUUUCAAGACUUUAAUUCAAAGCACAGUAGAGGUGUAGUCCUCUGGAAAAAUGGGACAUCAAAGUAGGGGUGCAGACUUCAAACUGCACAGAACCGCUCCAGCCUUUAAUUCAGCUCCAUUAAAAUCAGCGUGCCCAAGUGCUGGGAAGAGAGUCCGUGGUCAGCACUGGGCUGACUGACUGGUGGAUAGGCAAUAUCAGUUUUGCGGUCUGCCUGCUUUCUGUGAGCCUUUUUUUAUUUUUAUUGACGCAUGUGUGGUUGGAUUAGAAGUGCCGACCUGAUACUUUCUGAGUCUAGUGUCUCCAGCUGUAGAACAUGCAGCUAAUAGAUCAGACAGCAUGUUCCAUGUGACAGGUUCCUUUUAACAGCCUCUUUCCAGAUGCCCACAUUAUGCAUGUGUUGGACAUUUAAAGACAAGAUUGGCGACCAUCUAAUGGGUGUGGGGGUUGAACGAAAGUAGGAUCAGGGAUGUUUGAUUUCAACAUGCAAACUCCUUAGUUGUCCUUAUACCCUCUGAAAACACAUGGAUGCUUGACCAAGGCAAGAGUACAUGUGUUGGGGAGGUUAAGAAUAGACAGAUGUUUAUCCAACCACUUUCUAAGGUGUAAGCUAUAUGCUUGCUGCACCAUUCAUGAGUAGUAGCGUUACCAUUGGUUCAUUGAUCCCAGGACAUGAAUAAUAUGCUUCAUGGUGGGCUUAAUCUAAUACACCAUUUCACAAACACUUUGUAGGUCAGUGUCUCCAUGAGUUCAUAGUAAAAUGUUGCGUUAGCAUAGAAACUGGGGUUGCCGGAAUUUUUUCUUUUGAAAUCUUUUUUUUUUUUUUUUACUUUUACAUCUGUUGCUGUUUUAAGUCUUGUUUACAUGGCCUACGUGUUUUUACUGGAUACAUGACACUAUUUACUAAUUUAAGAUGACUUAUGAUCUUCAUAGUUUUAAGAAUCGAUAGAAAGGACCUGUCAGGUUUUUGAAUGAUGUUGCAGGAAAAUAAUGCUUGGACCUGGUGAGCCAUGAAUUGCAAAAGUGUAUGGUAUGGUGGUGCUUCAUAUCUUCUGGUGUUAGGAAUAACAUAAAAUAAUUUUUACACACUUUUUAUUGCAAGUAUGUGGUCUGAGCUCUACAUUCGAACAAAGGCAUAUGCCAAAUACAUUAAAUGGGCACUGUCAGAUCCAAAAACUUUUUAUAUGUUGUCACUGAUGAAAAUUUAAAGACCUUUUGUAAUAUGGUUGUUUAAUAUAAUUUGAAUAUUUAACAAAACAGCUCCUGAAAAUCCCAUACCUACUGGGACAAUAACCAGUCCUGCAGCAGAAACAUCUUGUCCAUGAGUCAUGGACAAGAGAUGACUCAUGGACAAGGCUGCAUAAACACACACCUAUCACCUCCCACCACCGCAAGGGAGGGACACGCCCCCUUCCCCAGAGAGGAUUUCUAAUACUGUGAGCUAAUGAAAAGAGGGAUUUUUAUAAUAAAUAUAGGUGAUAGGGGCAUAAAAAUAGUAUGUACAUAGUCAGGAUUAGGUACUGAUUAACAGGUUGUUACCAUGAUUCCCCUACCCAGUUAAAUAUACACAUAUACAUACAUAUAUGCACAAAUCUAGAAAUUCUAAUAUCACAUAAUUGGAUUAAAUAAAGAAAUAAAACAUGUACUAGAUUCCAAGUCCAUCUAAUUUUCUAAAAAAAAAAUCUCCCUUAAUCCCCUAAACAGACCUUACCCUCCACUACAGAUAUUGUUACAUAGUAUUGCGCCCUAGUUGAGGCUUUUUACCUUUCUAACCUUAUCUCUUCUAAUAUUAACCAACAAUGAUAUAGUCUUACCAAAUUGUAUCUAAUAUUCAGAGAGAGUGUUUUGGGAAAAGCACAUGAGACUAGCAAAAGCUCACUUUCCUACAAAUCAUUCGGCCCACACCAUCCUUACUUUUACACAUCUCCCUUAUGGUUGCCCCCAAUUGCCUUAGGUUUGCGCCACUACUAUGGAACAAGCAACCCCCCCCCCUCCCCCACAUGCAUGCACACAGACUCUCACUCAUGACCACUGGAUAAGCAGCCCUGUUUGUCAAUGUGAUUGUGAGGUAAUCACAGAUUUUUGUCACUUAAUUCCAUUUCCAUCAUUGUGCUUAAAGGGGUAUUCCAGGAAAAACUUUUUUUAUAUAUCAACUGGCU
This is a messenger RNA of Hyla sarda, 7558 nucleotides long. It is a transcript of the gene ANO8, whose product is annotated as anoctamin 8. Lineage: Eukaryota; Metazoa; Chordata; Amphibia; Anura; Hylidae. Gene Ontology annotation, biological process: chloride transmembrane transport. The transcript is spliced from 17 exons. The record is from RefSeq and is a predicted model, not a curated record. Gene Ontology annotation, molecular function: chloride channel activity. Gene Ontology annotation, cellular component: plasma membrane. Bases 117 to 3314 code for a protein of 1065 amino acids.